Messenger RNA from Nelumbo nucifera (sacred lotus), 982 nucleotides. RefSeq names its product putative ubiquitin-conjugating enzyme E2 16. NCBI's taxonomy places the organism in Eukaryota, Viridiplantae, Streptophyta, Magnoliopsida, Proteales, Nelumbonaceae. The record is from RefSeq and is a predicted model, not a curated record.
CGAGGACGGUUCUCUCUCUCUCUCUCUCUCUCUCUCUCUCUCUCUCUCUCUCUCUCUCUCUCUCUGUUCUCGUCAACCCCCAUCAAUUUUCGCCUUGUCGAAGAAGCAUGACCAGCUCCUCCGCCGCUUCUCGCAAGGCUUUGAGCAAGAUCGCUUGCAACCGGCUCCAGAAGGAACUCGUUGAAUGGCAGGCUAAUCCUCCCUCAGGGUUCAAACACAAAGUCACCGAUAAUCUCCAAAGGUGGGUUAUCGAAGUUAAUGGAGCCGCGGGAACUCUUUAUGCUAACGAAACUUACCAGCUCCAAGUUGAUUUUCCCGAGCAUUACCCUAUGGAAGCACCGCAGGUUAUUUUUCUCCAUCCUGCUCCUCUGCAUCCACACAUUUAUAGCAACGGACAUAUAUGUCUAGAUAUUCUGUAUGAUUCUUGGUCUCCAGCGAUGACUGUAAGUUCAAUCUGUAUUAGCAUUCUCUCGAUGCUAUCAAGCUCAACCAUGAAGCAACGCCCAGCAGAUAAUGAUCGCUACGUGAAAAACUGUAGGAAUGGUAGAUCUCCCAAGGAGACGAGAUGGUGGUUCCAUGAUGAUAAAGUGUGAUGAUUAAAUAAUUUGACAACUACAACAUCUUCCUGUUGGGUGAUCGUCGGAUAAAGAAAACUAAUAGGUAUCAUUUUCAUCUGAAAGAAGAAAAAAAAAAUAGAAUUAAAAAAAAAACAAUUGUGAAAAGAAAAGGCACUUGCAACGGCCUCAUGAGAAGUACGCGGGUUAGGAGCAAAGAGCUGCUGUAAAGUUGCAAUUUCUGGUAAUUUGUAAAGGAAGAGGAGGGGGGUUAAUCUGUCGUGAAGGGAACAAUAAACAAACAAGUUUAUGGUGUUCUGGGUAUCUUUCGUCUCUUCCAUAUUUGUGUUGAGUAUUGUAGCUCCUCCUUGUAUGUUCAUGAUGUCACCCUGCCAUCUGUUUUCUUAUUGACUUAUUUAGAAUCUGAA